AAUGUGUUCAAAUUCAUCUUGAAGACUACACAGACCAGCUUAUCUCUGUCAACGUCUUUCAGUACUAUGUACUGUAUUUAGAGGUAUUUAAAGGAGUCAGAAUUUUUCGUACAGAGACCGAUGAAGAAACCCAAGAAUUCCUAUCAAGAUUUGGAGCAAAUGGAACUGUAGUUAAGUGUGAUCAAGAAGCAGGUUAUGAUGCAAAUAGGCCCAAUGAUCAGCCAGUCACACACGCAGCAAACAGGGAUGAAGAUAUGUUGUUUGCAAAUGAUUCACAAGAAGAGGAAUUUAUGUUAAACCAGGCCUUACAGCAAAGUCUUGUGGAUCCACAUAACAAUGAGAAUGUUGAUUACUUUGGUCAUGAUAAUGGGGUAGAUGAUGUUGAUAAUGGUAUGAAUGAUGAUGGUGGUGGAGGUGCUGGUGGUGGUGCUGGUGGUAGUGGUGGUGGAAGUAGUGGUGGCGAUAGUGGUGGUAGUGGGAGCAGUGGCGGUUUGGGUGGCAACAGCAGCACUGGUGGUGGUAGUGGUGUUAGGGGCAACAGUAGCAGUAGUGGUGGCUGGGGCAGCAGUGGUGGUAAUGGUGGUGAUGGCACACGAAAACCAACUCGUAAACCAAACAUACAGCCACUAUUCAACCAGGAACACAAGCCAACAAAACAACCAGACACCAAUAAUCAUGUUGACAAAAACGACAACAAAAGCAACACAAGAGAAGUUCCAAAAGAACCUGUUCAGAAGGUCUCCACAAGCACAGUAACAGUGAAACAAGAAACUGAGGAAGAAGAGAAUGAUCUAGAGAAUAUACUGCAGUUUAAAUUCUACGACAGCCUAAAAAGUCACUCCAACGAUGAGGAUAAAGAAGGCAUGCGCAAGUCAAAACAUGAUUCAGAAGAUAAUAAACUUCACGAGAUAAUGGAAGAAAGUCACAUACAGCAUGAAAAAGAGGAAGAAGAAAGAAAAGCUUUACUGAGAAGCGUGUAUGACGAAGAAGAAGAAUUAAGAAUAGCAAUAGAGUUGAGUAAAAAAGAGAUGGAGCAUAAGAACAUAAAAGGGUUCGAAGAAAUUGGACAGGACAGGAUUUCUAACUCAGUUCCCAGUAAGAAUUCUGCUUCUACCUAUAGGAAUAACAGUGAGGGAAAUAAUGAAGAGGAUGAUCUACUAAAGGUUAUUGAACUGAGUAAGAAAGAUAGGACACAAAAUAAAAUGCAUGGGAAAGAGAUGGGAAAUUUAAUGGGAAAUUGUUCAGGAUCAGAUGCAUUAUUUACAAGUAGGGAAAAUAACACUGUUACGUAUCAUCGUUAUGAUGAUGACGAAGAACUGCGGAGGGUCAUUGAACUUAGUAAAAGAGAUGCCGAACAAAAAAGACUAGACACACACAAUGGAAAAUUAAAUUUACAGCAAGGAGAAGUUGGUGAUACUUCAAGAAAUAAUUCUCCAUCUCCAAACAAUUUCAGUGAUGACGAUAUCCAGCUUAAAAAAGUUAUGGAACUAAGUAAAAAGGAAUUUCAACAAAAUAUGCAAGAAAUUUCUCGAACAGAUCCAACGCUUAACAGCCAAGAUAUGGAACAUGAAGAUUGUUACUAUGAUUUAGAGGUCCCUGAUUUUGCUAAUUCAGGAACGCACGAUGAUGGUGUAGAAUUUUCAAGUAAAAGGAAUGACAGUUCUCCCUCUUUAUCGUCUAAGUUUUCUUAUCAAAAUAGUGGUGGGAAAUACAGCAAUAUAGACUUAAAAAGUUCAAGUUCUAAUUCUUCUUUGUAUCAGAAGAAAUUGUCAGAAAGCAGUAUCAAUGGCUUAAGAAAAGAUGAUAGUGAUGAUGAAGCUGUUCUUGUGGAAAGUCAGGACAUGAAAGAUGAUGACGAUGGUGAUGACGAUAUUGGUGGAAAGUUCAAAAAAAGGUUUGGUAAUGCUGCAAGAAAUUCUAAAGAAGAUAAAAACAGUUCUAGCCAUUAUUUGAAAGAUGACAGUGAUGAUAGUGAUGAUGAUAAUGACAUUGUUAAAAGGUUCAGAGAAAGGUUUGGCAAUGCUGCAAGCAACUCUAAAGGAGAUAAAAACUACAAUCUCCACAAUAAUAGCACACUACCUACUGAAGAUGCAAUACUCGUGGACAGCCAAGAAAUGGAGGAAGAUAAGACCACAGCACAGAAGCUGCAAGAAGGAUUUGACAAAGAGACAAGCCAUAUUGAAACCAAUAAAAAUGGCAUUUGCAGUAAGAACAAUAGUUUAUCGAUGAGUUUUGAUGAUGCAAUACUUAUUGACAGCCAAGAUGAAUACACAGAUGAACACAUAGCACAGAAGUUGCAAGAACAGUUUGAUAAGGAGGGUGGAAGGUCUAGAGAGAGUCAUGAUACAAACCAAUCAAGUUGCUUCGCUGAUGAUACCAUUCUUGUUGAUAGCCAGGACGAUAUUGAAGUGGAUAGUACUUCGGACUUUGAAACAGCACUACAGCUUCAAAAAGAGUUAAAUCAACAAGGUAACCAUAGUAACACCAGCGACAGACCAUCUUCCUCGACAUCCUCAUCAACAUCAAGCAAACUCCAAAGGGUAAAUACAAGGGAACAAAUUUCUUCUUAUCGUGAAGAGCAGCAAAAGAGGUUCAGGGAAACUAAGACUGGAAAAGCUCCCAAAAACAUGCCACCAGGACUGGCCUUCAGGCAGAAAGCGGAGGCAAUAGCUAGAGGAAAGGAAAGUUUACUUGCUGUUGUGCGACCAUUAGGUACUACUGAUAGCAGUACUCCGAGGAGGAAGGCUGAAAAACGUGGACAUGAUGGGACCAUUAAAAACAGGUUUGACGAUUCUCAAGCAGGUAGAAAAACAGCCAGAAAAUCCUGCCCCACCUCCACAAGCAUCCACACAGAAACCAGAAACAGUACAAAGAAUACUUCUGACGCAUCCUGCCUUGUGUUUCCUGUGUCAUCUUCAUCACCAAGACCACAAGAGAAGGAUUGGAGACCAAGUUCAAGGGGAAGAGAAAGGAAUAGUUCGUCAAGCAGCUCACUUGUUUUUCCUGGUUCUUUUUCUCCUCCAUGCGGAAGUGGUAAACAAACUACGCCGGAGUCUUCUGGUGGGGCAUUUUCUUUUCCAGGUUCUUCAUCGUACUCAAGGGAUUCAAGCUCUUCAUACCAGAACAACGCAAACAGUGGAUUUGUAUUUCCCAGUUCAUCUGAAUGUCCAAGCAGCCCAAGCCCCAGACCAUCCAGAGACACUUUAACAAGUAAUGCCUCACAAUCAGGCUUUAAACCAGAUGACGGGUUGAAGGGAUCAGCCAGUCCAACCAUCAUUAAUGGACCAAAAUGUUCAGACUGUGGUGAGAUAGGACACCGGAAGGGAACCAAGAGGUGUCCAUAUUAUUAUACUGAAGAAGCACAGAGGAAAAGAGAGGAGCAAGCAAGAAAAAGAAAAGAAAUACGUGAAGAGGAGGACAGACAGAUGCAAACUAGCAUUGAAGCCUUGGCUGCAGAGCAGUUACAAAGAGCUGAACAGGCAAAUCAGUUGCGAAGACAAAUUGAACAGUUAACCCAGCAGAAUGAAAACUUACCCAAAGUCGUAGAAGAUGCUAUGAAAUAUUUGAAGAAAAGACGCAAAAAGUAGUUGGUAAUCUGCAAGCGAAGGUUGGUUAGGAGUGGCCUUUUGUAUGAGUGGGAAAUGUUUAUGUCUGACUUAUAUCAAGAUAAUUACAGGACUCCAUCGUAGUUGCUAAGAUUUGCUCUGAAACUUGUCUGAGGAAGUAAUGCACUUGCAAGUCACAUACAACUUGCCCCAUUCAAAAGGCUAAAAAUUGUUGAUUUUUACAUCAUGUAGCAUAGAGCUACAUGUAGGGUUUAACUGAAUUACGGGGAAGUCGCCCAAAGGCUCUGUCUCCGAACUAAACUCGACUGGAGUCAUGGUUCAGUCAUCCUUUAUUAUUUUUAUUAAUAAAUGUUAUUUGGUUUGACAAUAUACCCUUUAGUGGUGAACGGCCUUCGACACCUGGUGACCGCACCAUGACUCUGGGCGAGUUUAGUUCGGGCGACCAAACUCUCAGGCAACUUCACCGAAUUCUGUUUUACUUCAUGUUGGUAGUUAUAAGCAUAAUCAAGAAUUUUAUAUCAUUUUUAUAUAAGAAAAAAAACAAUAUUAUAGGGUAAAUUUC
This is a messenger RNA of Actinia tenebrosa (Australian red waratah sea anemone), 4128 nucleotides long. RefSeq lists its product as uncharacterized. The record is from RefSeq and is a predicted model, not a curated record. NCBI's taxonomy places the organism in Eukaryota, Metazoa, Cnidaria, Anthozoa, Actiniaria, Actiniidae. Gene Ontology annotation, molecular function: 3'-flap endonuclease activity; crossover junction DNA endonuclease activity; DNA binding. Gene Ontology annotation, cellular component: Holliday junction resolvase complex; nucleus. Gene Ontology annotation, biological process: resolution of meiotic recombination intermediates; mitotic intra-S DNA damage checkpoint signaling; double-strand break repair via break-induced replication.